Molecule: messenger RNA, 1330 nt
Organism: Chlamydomonas reinhardtii
Lineage: Eukaryota; Viridiplantae; Chlorophyta; Chlorophyceae; Chlamydomonadales; Chlamydomonadaceae
Exons: 7
Coding region: 63-713 (216 amino acids)
Cellular component (GO): mitochondrial matrix; chloroplast
Molecular function (GO): ATP binding; metal ion binding; protein-folding chaperone binding
Source: RefSeq, a predicted model, not a curated record
GGCACCCUUCUUUCACCAGCAUUACAGAGUCUCACCGGUUGCUGACCGCCGCAACCUCAAAGAUGGCCCUGACCAUGCGUUCCUCUAGCCUUGUUAAGGCCAGCCGCGGCCGCCUGACUGUGUGCGCGGCUACCCCCGUGCCCAAGCAGUUCAAGGCCGUGAAGCCCGUUGGCGAUCGCGUGCUUGUCAAGGUUGACAAGGAGGAGGCGAAGAGCGUUGGCGGUGUGCUGCUGCCGGCGUCCGUGCGCAACAAGCCCACGGCUGGCUCGAUUAUUGCUCUGGGCGAUGCCAAGAGUGUCAAGCUGUCCGACAAGGUGAUCUACUCCAAGUUCGCCGGCACCGAGCUGGAGCUGGGCGGCGCCGAGCACGUGCUGCUCAAGGAGGAGGACGUGAUUGGUGUGCUGUCCGCCAGCGAGAAGAUUGCGCAGCUCAAGCCCCUGUCCGACCGCAUCCUCAUCAAGGGCGCCAAGGCCGAGGACAAGACCUCGGGCGGUGUGCUGCUGGCGACUGAGUCGGCGGAGAAGCCCACCUUCGGCACCGUGGUGGCUGUGGGCGAGGGCCGCGAGGACGAGGAGACCAAGGCGCUGGUCAAGCCCAACGUGACCGUGGGCGCCACCGUCAUGUACUCCAAGUACUCGGGGACAGAGUUCGAGGAGGACGGCGACAACUACAUUGUGGUGCGCGAGAGCGACAUCCUGGCCCAGCUCUCGUAAACAACCACACAGCAGGGAGCAGAGCGGUAGAGUGCGGGUGAUAAGGAGGACAGGGCGCGGCGCAGUCUUUGAGCUGACCCGUGGCGAGUCGGCCGUAGGAACGUGCGGGUAGCUGUGACGGGAAGAGGAGGAGGAUGAGCUGGUGGAGCUUGUGAGGCUGGUGAGUGGGUCACGGCGGGAGCCGUGCGCGGCGGCGCAGGCGCUACUGUGACAACAGGAGUCGACGGGGAGGAGGCUGGCUCAGGAGUGGGCCGGCCGUGCGAGCCUGUCGCAAGGAGGCGUUUGAGGGGGCGGGAUAGGGCUCGGGAGACCAUAGGGUUAGGCGACACUUGCAGUACGACAGUGACGGACGUUGUGGUGGGGGAGGUCGCGGGGAGCUGGCGGGUGCUGCGGGCGGCCUCCGGGGCCUGGGGCAGCGGGGCGUAGGCAGGCCGCGCCCCGAGUGCCCGCGCGGAGGUGUGGUGUGUGUGAAGUGGCGGGGCGUCUGUGUGGGCUUGAGGCUGUGGCGCACUGCGGGCGAUUUUGCUGCCAUCCAGUCGGCAGGUGCCCGGACGAAGGCUGAGCAGGCGGCCUUGCUUGGUGACCGCGCGGACAUCUGUGUGUAACGGAACACGUGC